AUGAGCGAUCCACAAAGCUCCGCAUCGGCCGCGGCUGCUGCUGCGGUGGUCGCGACACAGCCGCGCGCACAGCUGCUGAACGACGCCGCUGCGGCCAUCCAGUCGGCGCCACGCAAGCUGCGACUGCGCAUCACCCGCAUCACACGCCAGGGGCUGCCUUGGUUUGAGUGGAUUGUGAUUGGGAUGGGCAUUGGCGCAUUUGAGCUCUAUCUGUACUCGCUGCCGCCGCCGCAGCGCCGGUUCGCCUUCCAGGUGCAGCUGCUCGUCUUCAUCGUCGCCAUCCUGCUGCUGGUCAACCGGUACAUCUGGCGGCGGCUCAUCCUCGACACCCGCUUGGCCGCCACCAAGUUUGCCUUUGCCCGCGUCCUGCUCGGCGUCUUCUCCGUCCUGGUCGUCCUGUCCUUCCCGCUCGGCCGCAUCCAUGUGUACUCGGAGCCGGGCUUGCUCACCCUUGUCGCCUACUCGUGUCUCGGCACCUUCUUCUUGCUCCUCACGUCGGUCGCGCUCACCGACCUCGUCUUCCUCGUCGCGCUCGCCGUCCGGCCCAUCAACACGCACAUCCGCUCGCCGUCCGACCUGAGCGCCAUCGACCUGUCAGACACUCCCGGCGCUGCCAUCUCUCCGCCACUGCUGGGCAACGGGCACCAACAAGCAGCAGGCCUUUUGAAUGGCGCUGCAGCCACCACCGCCGACUCGAACGCGAGCGGAACUUUGGCCAAACAGUCUGCUGCUGCCUCUGCUGCGGACGAGUUUGGCCACAGCUACGGCCCUGGUAGCUACCUGGAUGCGGCUGCUGCUGCGGCUGCCUCCGCGACAAAUGGCUCGCUCAGCGGCGAAGAAUCCGGCGCGUCAAACUCGGCCCACGCUGCUGCUGCUAAUAGCUCGAGUCGGAGCGGUGGCUCUGCGACAUUGAAUUCUGUUGUGGGACGACGACGGCGCUUUGCCGGCACCACACACACGGUCAAGAAAAUGCUUGAGGGCUCGCGAGUGGCCACGGCGCGUGUCAAGGCCGCAGUGUCUGUUCUGCUCGCUCUGAGCUUGAGCAGCUAUUCGCUGUAUACGGCCAUGCAGCCGCCAAUUCUGAUCAGCGACAUCCACCUCGGUCCGACCAUCGGCAAGUCGUUUUUGAACAGCGUCGUCGACCGUGUGAACGCCCUCGAUCCGGACAUUGUCUUGAUUAGUGGCGAUCUUGUCGAUGCGCACAUUUCCUUGAUUCGCGACGCGACUCUGCCACUUACGCGUCUUCGCCCACGGAUUGGAACGUACUAUUCAACCGGCAACCACGAGUACGUGCAUGGCGAUGUAGACGACACGCUUGCCCAGCUCGCCUCCACCGGUGUGCACAUUUUGCGCAAUGACCGCGCUCAAAUCUUUGAUCCGGCAGGCUCUGGCGAGUACCUGUACGUUGCUGGUGUGGACGACAUUUCCAGCGGCGCGUACGGCCUCGAAAGCCACGGCCACGACAUGAUCAAAGCACUGCGCGGCAUCAACCCGUCCAAGGAAGUGGUGAUGAUUGCGCACCAGCCGCGGUCCAUCUUCCCUGCCGCCGACCUCGGCGUCGGCCUCAUUCUGAAUGGACACUGCCACGGCAACGGGCAGUUUGCUCCCUUCUUCAUCCCCACCUACAUUGCCAACUGGGGCUAUGUCGCGGGCUUGUACGAGGUGAAGGGACGCAUCCCGCAGCCGGACACGGACACGGACAUGGACGGCACGCCCGACACGGUCGUCGGGGAGAUUGUGGAGGAAGGAAUCGAGGGGCACAAGGUCGCCAAGCUCGGCACCAAAUCUGCUCGCACGUUUGGACAAGACAUUGAGCACACCAUGUACGCCUACGUCAAUUCUGGCACGGGCCAUUGGGGUCCACCGAUGCGAUUGUUAAGCACGUCCGAGAUUACCAGGAUUACACUGCGCUCGGCCCAGGCAGGCAACUGA
This is a messenger RNA of Capsaspora owczarzaki ATCC 30864, 1932 nucleotides long. Its product is annotated as metallophosphoesterase. NCBI's taxonomy places the organism in Eukaryota, Filasterea, Ministeriida, Capsasporidae. Bases 1 to 1932 code for a protein of 643 amino acids. The transcript has 2 exons. Gene Ontology annotation, molecular function: hydrolase activity. The record is from RefSeq and is a predicted model, not a curated record.